Molecule: messenger RNA, 4668 nt
Organism: Solea senegalensis (Senegalese sole)
Lineage: Eukaryota; Metazoa; Chordata; Actinopteri; Pleuronectiformes; Soleidae
Gene: rorca
Product: RAR-related orphan receptor C a
Exons: 10
Coding region: 380-1798 (472 amino acids)
Biological process (GO): regulation of transcription by RNA polymerase II
Cellular component (GO): nucleus
Molecular function (GO): RNA polymerase II cis-regulatory region sequence-specific DNA binding; nuclear receptor activity; zinc ion binding
Source: RefSeq, a predicted model, not a curated record
UCAUGUGUAGUCCACGCGCCGAAACUAGGUUACAGUGAGCUGCAGCGCGAGAGCAGAGCAGAGCAAGAGCACAGAAGAGACAGACAGACAGACAGACAGACAGGCGAGGAGGAGCAACUCUUAGACUAUUUUAUCACAACAGCACCUGCGAGCGAACACUUAGUAACAGAUUGACUCUGCUGCUUCUUCUUCUUCUUCUUCUUCUUUUAGAACAGUUUGUGUUUCAAAAUAAAGGCGAAGAAAAAGGCUCGAAACAACCUUGCAAGGAUUUGCUGUUGUGACAGUUUUCAGCUGCUCCGCUUUUGGAGCUUUCUCGCGGUAUUUUUUGCACCUGGAGUUGCAUGACACGAAGAACAAGCUGAGACCUUUUCCCGCCGACAUGAGAGCUCAAAUCGAGGUGAUACCCUGUAAAAUCUGUGGGGACAAAUCGUCGGGGAUUCACUAUGGUGUCAUCACCUGUGAAGGCUGCAAGGGAUUCUUCCGACGCAGCCAGCAGAACAAUGCUAUGUACUCCUGCUCGAGGCAGAGGAACUGUCUCAUUGACCGGACCAACCGUAACCGCUGUCAGCACUGCAGGUUGCAGAAGUGUCUUGCCCUGGGCAUGAGCCGUGAUGCGGUGAAGUUUGGCCGAAUGUCCAAAAAGCAGCGUGACAUCCUUAUUUCAGAGGUCCAGAAGCACCAGCAGUCGCAGGCAGGCAGUGGUGCCCGUGAGGAGAACUGUGACAUGACCGACCUCAGCUGCCCCUACAGACGAGGCUCCAGCGCCACACUUAGUGAUCUGGACGACAUCUCCGCGCUGCCCGAAGGCCUUCUGUUCGACCUGCCACUCACCCCAGAGGACGCAGGCGGGGACUACUGUAACCUGGACAUGCUGUACGGCAGCGCAGGGAGCGGCUCGUCCUCUCAGAGUUCACCAGAACAGACCAACUUGGACUUUGUAGAGGGCAAACACAACAUCAAGCACGAGUAUCAGCUGUUGCAUGACUCUGGACUCUUCUCGCACGCUAUCCUCGACCUGCUGCCCGGCGGCUACUCACUGCUCGAGAUAGAGCGUAUAACUCAGAGUGUGGUCAAGUCCCAUAUUGAGACGAGCCAAUACAGCACAGAGGAGCUGAAGAGAAUGGCGUGGACCUUGUAUAGCCCAGAAGAGACGCGCUCAUACCAGACCAAGUCAGCUGAGGUGAUGUGGCAACAAUGUGCCAUUCACAUCACCAAUGCAAUCCAGUAUGUGGUGGAGUUUGCCAAACGCAUCUCUGGCUUCAUGGAUCUGUGUCAAAACGAUCAGAUUAUUCUCCUCAAAGCAGGCUGCGUGGACGUCCUUCUGAUCCGCUUGUGUCGGGCGUACAACCCCAUCAAUAACACGCUGCUGUUUGACGGGAAGUUUGCCACUGCUCAGCUUUUCAGAGCUCUUGGCUGCGAUGAUCUCGUAAAUGCUGUGUUCGACUUCGCUAAGAACCUGAGCCGCAUACAGAUGUCAGAGGAGGACAUUGCUCUUUUCAGUGCCGCCGUGCUGCUCUCGCCAGACCGACCCUGGCUCACAGACGUCCAGAAGGUACAGAAGCUGCAGGACAAAGUCUACGUGGCUCUGCAGCGCUGUCUACAAAAAGAGGGAGCACCAGAAGAGAAGCUCGCAAAGAUGGUGUCUAGGCUUCCUGUAAUGAAGUCCAUCUGCAACCUCCACAUCGACAAGCUGGAGUUUUUCCGCCUGGUUCACCCCGAGACAGCGUACACCUUCCCCCCUCUGUACAGGGAGGUAUUUGGCAGUGAAAUCAGCUUCCCAGACUCCACCGAGGGCUAGUGCCGUUUAGAUAAAUAGCUUGAAAAAUAGAGAAACACUGAGGUUAAGGGAGGAGAGACAUAGAAAAUGUGGCAACCAGCUGAGACAAAAAACAACAACAACAACAACAACAACCAGCAGCUCAACGACAAUCCUGAACGCUACACUUCAGGUCACGCUCCUCUCACAUCCCACACCUGUGGAGGCCAGUCCCUUCACCUUCAACACUACAAGAAGUGCUGUUUUAGGAGGUUGAAGAAAUGUCGAAAUGGCAGCCUGCAUUUGUAUUCUGGAAACAGUUUUACAACCUCUCAUCAAAUUGAAUUCCUUUCUAACGUAGAUCUGACAUUAAUUACAGUUUCUUUAAACUAUUGUUGAAUGUACCCACUUUUCCCUUUACCCGUUCAGCACAACCUGAGACUCCAAGUAGAAUGUACAUAUUUAAAAUCCUCAACCCACCAUGUGGAGGUUCUCAGUAACUGACCUGUCAGUUCUUUUUCUGUAUGUUCUUUUUUGGUAGUGCCCAUAUUUUGCAGUUUUGUAACAUGAGAACAAACUGUUUAAAGGGACCAUGAUCAAACUCACAUGCAGAGAGAUUUCUUUUUCUUUUUCUUUUUGUUUUACUGUGUGAAUUAAGCAAACAUUUGGUGUCUGCUGCCAUUGCACACAGAGCGCAAGACAUAGCACUUAUGCUGAUCUUUGUAGGUAUUUUUACAAGUAUACACCUUCACACAUUGACGUGAGCUCUUUAUUUUUGUAAUGCAAUCAAUGACCUCAAUCCCAAGACCUUUUUCCCUUUGCAAAUGCCACUUCGAGAGAGACAGAGAGAAAGAAACACAGAGGUGUUGUCAACGUAUUUUUAGAUAUUCCUUUGUUCAAAUAUAUAUAUGUAUAAAUAUAUACAUAUAUAUUUAACACCUAUAUAGUCAUGUAAAAUAAGAACAGUUGUGAAUUCAUGCAGAUUAAGGGAGAGGAGGAGUAAUGUCGUACUCAGGUCUCUUGAACAGAAACUGCCUGCCUGUACUUUGGGGUACUGGGAUGGAACGAUUGUCACGCAGAAGAAAAUCUAGUAUUAUGGACAAUAACGAGCACUUAACGAGUCCACGGUAGAAUCCAAAAUAAACUCUCGGCACGCGAUUUUUACGGGUUCACGCUCAAGACUGCCAUCUGUGAAAAUGUACCAGUCAGAAAUGCUAGAAAAUACCCACUGCUGACAAAGCUGGAUGAACAAGGUGUUCAAAGGGUUUUCAAAGAGGAACUGUCACGCUCCAAACAUACACAUACAGUACAAAGAAGAGUUUCAUCGGCAAAACCUCGGACAUUGUUUCAAUGAGCAGAGUCAGAGCUGAAAAAGGACAUUGAAAUACAUGCUUGAAGAAGAGGGAGUGGACAGGCAUCUCACUCCUCACGCUCAGCUCUCACUGCUUUGGGGUCACACAGACUGUGUUUGUGAUUGGUGAAAUAAAUCCUCUGUUCCUUAUUCCCCCCCCGCUCCCUGACUACCUCACCCUCCUCAAACACUACACGGCACAGAGCCAUCAGCUACCACCCUGAGUUAGUAUUUCUGCAUACAUAUGAGAGAGCUUGUUGUUUUAAAAAAAAAAUAUAUGACAAUUAGAGAUGAAAUUAGACGAGCAGUGAUGAUACCCUUAAAAACAGACAGAAGACAAAAUUGUGGAUCUGCUUUUCAAGGAAACCUACAUAGAUAAGAUACAGUUCUUUUACUGGAGAUGUAGGAAAAGAAAUUGUACCAUGUUUGUGUCAAAUGACAUGUCCUACUAGCAUACCAUAGCUAUGAAAAAGAAAUAGUUUUAAUAUUUAAAAAGAAAUAACACUGCCGUUCAUGAUUUCUAAAGACAAUCACAAUGACCAUCGUUGAAUGUCAAGCUUUAUUUGAUAUUUCAUCCUGGUUUGCCUUGCACUGCUGGGACAGUGCUUUCCGUCAAAAAGUGAUCUCAUGAAAUAGUGGCAUAGUGAGAUUGUGCAAUAACGUCUUUCCCAUUGCUCUUUCAGCUUAUAUCUUUCACAAGCACUCCAGCAGAGCACAGACACAUGAUGUUGCUAGGAAAUUAAUGUACCAAAUACACAGCCAGCGACACAGUGACACUCGCAGUGUAGCAAAGUGCAAUACUUUGUGUGUCAAGUCAAAGAAUGUUAAGACGCGCUGAUUUCAGGAGACUCCGUGUACGUCAGUGCAGGUCUAAACAUGUGUCCGGGGGGCAGCGAUGAAGAUCUGCACGCACUUUUCCAUUUAGUGUUACUCAGGGAGAUAGCUGGGCUCUCUGUCCUACGGUGUCUGCAGCCAGUCUAGCUCGUACGACACCUCACACCAACAUAAAAGACCUUAAAACCUUGAUCACUGUGUACAGUACAUGUUCUUGUGAAUGUCUGAUUACAGAAGUAUCAAAGAUUUCCCCCCCUGUCUGUCACUAUUAAGACUUUUCUCACGUUGGAGUAAUAGAUGAAAUAGGAUAUAUGGAAAAAAAAGAAGAAAAAACAAACAUAAAAUUGGAUUAUAAUCUCUGAAUCUUGUGUUGGCUUUGUUGUGAUGUUUAUGUUUCCUAAUUGUAUCCUUACGUGUACUGUUUGUUUUGUUUUCCCUCAUCGUUUUAGUGUCAUUUUCUUGGAGAGAUGGGUUUUUUUUUUUUUUUAAGAGCGUUUUUGAAGAUGUCUCUCUAAAAGUUUCUCUUUUGUCAUGAUCCUUCUGUUUAUAAUAUGUUCACUUUAUUUUAAGAUUGUUAUUAUUAAAUCGAUAUAGAUUUUAAUAAGAAAUAAUUUAUGAUAUGUCAUGGAUAUAAAGCUCGAGAGGUUUUAACACAGUCAGGUGUUAUUGCACAAUGGCGAUACAAUAUGUGGAUUUAAGAAUGUAAUAAAAGUCCUUUUACAAUUAA